Molecule: messenger RNA, 2233 nt
Organism: Solea solea (common sole)
Lineage: Eukaryota; Metazoa; Chordata; Actinopteri; Pleuronectiformes; Soleidae
Product: poly(U)-binding-splicing factor PUF60-like
Exons: 13
Coding region: 245-1864 (539 amino acids)
Biological process (GO): alternative mRNA splicing, via spliceosome; regulation of alternative mRNA splicing, via spliceosome; mRNA splice site recognition
Cellular component (GO): precatalytic spliceosome; catalytic step 2 spliceosome
Molecular function (GO): RNA binding
Source: RefSeq, a predicted model, not a curated record
ACAAGCGGAGAGAUCGCGAGAGUUUGUAUAUCGCGAUACCUAUCAUUCAAAAUCCGCAGAUCUCGCGUGCUCUAAGAUACGUGGGCCUCUCACAAGAAGGUUUGCUGCAUGGCGGUCACGGAGACUGCGAAUUUGUUGAAUUGUUAAAGCUUCCCCAUCAGUGCUCUUCCCCUCGGGGGCUUUCCUGCCUCAGUCUGGUGGACCCAGCGAUUAGCGGGUUGCGUAGGGAGGUGAAGCUCUGACGAUGGAGAAUGGACAAGGCACAGGCUCCAAGCUUGGCCUGCCGCCUCUCACUGCUGAGCAGCAGGAGGCACUUCAGAGGGCAAAGAAGUAUGCCAUGGAACAAAGCAUUAAGAGUGUGUUGGUGAAGCAGACCAUUGCCCAUCAGCAACAACAGCUCACCAACCUGCAGAUGGCAGCAGUGACAAUGGGCUUUGGAGAUCCUCUCUCACCUUUACAAUCGGUGGCAGCUCAGCGGCAGCGUGCUCUGGCUAUCAUGUGUCGAGUGUAUGUGGGCUCCAUAUACUAUGAACUUGGUGAGGACACCAUCAGGCAGGCCUUUGCCCCCUUCGGCCCAAUCAAGAGCAUUGACAUGUCUUGGGAUUCUGUUACAAUGAAACACAAGGGGUUUGCCUUUGUGGAGUAUGAUGUGCCAGAGGCUGCUCAGCUGGCUCUGGAGCAGAUGAACUCAGUCAUGUUGGGGGGGAGAAACAUAAAGGUGGGGCGGCCAAGUAACAUCGGGCAGGCGCAACCCAUCAUUGACCAGCUGGCAGAGGAGGCGCGCGCCUUUAACCGGAUCUACGUGGCGUCCGUUCACCCGGACUUGUCAGAUGAUGACAUCAAGAGUGUUUUUGAGGCCUUCGGAAGGAUCAAGUCUUGCACGUUAGCCAGAGACCCCACGUCAGGGCGACACAGAGGCUUUGGCUUCAUUGAGUAUGAAAAGCCUCAGUCAGCUCUGGACGCUGUGUCUUCUAUGAACCUCUUUGACCUGGGGGGUCAGUACCUACGGGUGGGCAAAGCAGUGACCCCGCCCAUGCCCCUACUGACCCCCACGACCCCUGGUGGUCUGCCACCUGCUGCAGCUGUGGCUGCAGCGGCAGCUACCGCUAAGAUAACGGCCCAGGCAAGUAUGAAUCCCUUCCAAAGGGAUUUAAUGGCCUUCCAGGAGGCUGUAGCCGGCGCAUCAGUCUUGGGGGCGUUGGCUGCGCCCCAACUUCUUGGUCAGCAAAUGGGAAUACCUCAGGCUGUUAUGGCUGCCCAGGCACCUGGGGUGAUAACAGAGUGGCUGAAGUGUUGUCAAAUGGAAAAAAGCAUGAGUGUCACGCCAGUGCGUCCUCCCAUACCGGUGCUUCCCCAGGUUGGUCUUGUGAACCCAGUACUUGCAUCGCCACCGGUCCUGUCUAAUCAAGCUGGUGGCUCCAACCUACAAGAGAAGAAAGAGGAGAAAGAAGAGAUGCUUCAGGAUGGUACAGGACAGGAGAUGUUGAGUGACCAAGAGCACAUGAGUAUCUCGGGCAGCAGUGCCAGACAUAUGGUGAUGCAGAAACUUCUUAGAAAGUCAGAGUCCACGGUGAUGGUGCUUCGAAAUAUGGUUGGACCAGAGGACAUUGACGAUGACCUGGAGGGCGAGGUGACGGAGGAGUGUGGCAAGUUUGGCUCUGUAAACAGAGUCAUCAUUUACCAAGAAAAGCAAGGAGAAGAGGAGGAUGCAGAUAUCAUCGUGAAAAUCUUUGUAGAGUUUUCCAUGGCCUCCGAGAUGAACAAAGCUAUCCAGGCUCUGAAUGACCGCUGGUUUGGGGGCCGCAAAGUUGUGGCAGAGGUGUAUGACCAAGACCGUUUCAACAGCAGUGACCUGUCUGCAUAAAAUAAAAUGGUUAACCAGCACCCAUCCUCCCUAUAUCUGUCGCUCCUUUCAGCCACAGUCACUGCAGCAAGAGAUGUGGGCAUCUGAACCUUGUAAUUAAUGUUUUUAUUUUCUUUUUUAAAAUUGCUGUUGAUAUUGAUGUUAAACAGCCCAUUGGGUUGAUUCACUCAUUAAGUACUUUUGUCCGAAUUUGCUUUGUGAUCAGUGAAGACUCCCUUUUUGGUUAAAGUUUUUGUAAUCCAGUCUUGUAAAAACGCUUAGGUUUCCUGCCUUAGUUACUUUUUUUUUUCUUUUUUCAUUCAUGAAAUUUCUGGGACAUGUAAACACUUUUUCUUUCUUAUUAUUAAAGGCUAUUGUUUUGUCCACAAA